UCCCAUAGGAGCAUAAUCCAUCCAUGCAUCCAUGUCCUCCGACUAUAGUGUGUUCUGGUCCCGGAGCCAGAGGAAAAGUGGAGGGGAGCGGAAUUAACGGGCAGCUUGAUUUUCUCGAGGGCAGUAACUUUAAGGGACUUAAAAAACUUGCCUGGAAAUCGGAAUGUUUUUCUCCUAAUGUUGACUUGCCGUUUUCCUGUUUUACAUAUGAACCCCGUUUAGUAAGUUUGAAACACUUUAUGGGUGCAAUGGCUGAGCCGCUGAGUUUCAUGCAUCAUGAUCAUGGCUCCAGCAGCGAGCGGAGCGACGACUCACCGUCUGCCGUGUCUGAAGAUGACUCUAGCGGCCACUGCGGCCACAUCUCCCCGCCUGACCCAGACUGGACCGAGGAGAGGUUUCGAGUUGACCGCAAGAAACUAGAAACUAUGUUACUGGCAGCCAGUGAGGGGAGGAUAAAUGGAGGAGAGGAUUUUUUUCAGAAGGUCAUGGAUGAAACAAACACUCAGAUUGCCUGGCCGUCCAAACUGAAGAUUGGAGCAAAGUCCAAAAAAGAUCCACAUAUUAAGGUCAGCGGAAAGAGGGAAGAUGUGCGAGAGGCCAAAGAGACAAUAAUGUCCGUUCUUGACACAAAGAGUAAUCGUGUGACCCUGAAGAUGGACGUAUCACACACAGAACACUCGCAUGUUAUUGGGAAAGGAGGGAAUAACAUCAAACGAGUUAUGGAAGAGACGGGCUGUCACAUACACUUUCCAGACUCCAACAGGCACAGCCAGGGGGAGAAGAGCAACCAGGUGUCGAUUGCGGGGCAGCUGACUGGUGUUGAGGCAGCGCGAGUUAAAAUACGGGAGCUGUUGCCGUUGAUGCUGAUGUUUGAAUGCAGUGGGGUGGUGCAGCAUGUGGACUGUAGCUCUCCUGUAGUUCAGCAUAUCUCCCACACUUACAAUGUCUCCAUCUCCUUCAAAGCACCCUCCCGUCUCUAUGGCAACACUGCCAUCGUCCGUGGCAACCAGAACAAUGCCAGUGGUGUUAAGCGCGGUACGGCUUUGUUAUUGGAGCACCUCGCUGGGUCUUUGGCCGGCUCAGUGCUGGUCAGCACACAACUGGACAUCGCGCCCCAGCACCACCACUUCCUUUUGGGCCGCAACGGAGCCAAUGUCAAGCACAUUUCCCAGCGCACUGGAGCCAAUAUUCACUUCCCCGAGCUCAACACUCACACUAGCCGCUCUGCUGUCUACAUACAGGGCAGCAUUGAUGGCGUAUGUGCGGCUAGACAGCAGCUAAUGGGUUGUCUGCCGUUGGUGCUGCUGUUUGAUAUUAAGGAGGAGAUGGAGGUGGCAUCUCAGGUCGUCACUACACUUAUGGAGCAGCUAGAUGUCUUCAUCAGUAUUAAACCGAAACCGAAACAACCCAGCAAGUCUGUGAUAGUGAAGAGCGUGGAAAGGAAUGCUGGGAGUAUGUAUGAGGUGCGCAAGAUCCUGUUGGGGCUGGAGUCCAGCAGUGUGCCCUCUUCUUUCAACCAUGUCACUGUUAAUGGACAUGCUCCAGCCUCCCCUCCCCUGAUUGGCUCCAUUGGACUGGACACGCUAGCUUCAGCUGAACUGAGGCUAAGAACUCUGGCUGGUAUUCUAAGGUCUGUCAGUCCCAUUUCUAAUGGUUCCCCAAACCCAAACUGUGUUCUUAAUGGACACGGCUCUGUGUUGAGCAUUCAGAAAGGAGCAGUGAACAACACGCAACACAUUCAUACAUCUGCUCACACCCACUCACACACAUCUGCUCACACACAUUCACAUGCUCCGGGUCACACUGCUUCACUAUGGGCCAGUGCACUUAGUUCAACUAACACAUCAGGGUUUUCCACAGACCUGAUGUUGCAGUCAGUGUCUCAGACGACUCUCAGUGGUCUUCUGCUCUCUGGGGUCCAGAGUCAAGCACACGCUCACACACCGUCCCCUCCACCUGGACUCGCACCAAUACACAAACCACCCAGUGCAGAACAUCUCAACGGACAUCUCGCAAAUUCUGUGUAUAGCCGAAUCUCCUCUGUAUCACUGAACCCUGGCCACUGUGACACGGCCCAGGAAGUCAUUGGACACACCCAAUCAGAAUCCAUUUCCAAUAAAUCUACAGAUGAAGGCUCAGAUACGUUUGUUGAAGUGGGCAUGCCCAGAAGUCCGUCUCACUCAGCCAAUGGGAGUGAGCUGAAGCAGAUGCUGGCCUCGGUGUCGUCAGGGAAACGGCAUACGAUGGAACUUCUGCAGAGAACCAAAAACUCACUUCUCCAUGUUGAGUGUGUGUUGGCCGAUUCUGAUUGUGAGAAUCAAGUGGCUGAUAAAAGGGCACCAGGAAGUGAGAGAGCUGCAGAAAGACGACUUGGACCACAUAUGCAGGUUUAUACACACACACACACACUAUACUCAUAUACAAGUGUACAAAAACUAAAAAUAUUUACACGGUCCUUGUGUUUAAAUGUUUUUCAGGCUUAUGACUAUGAGAAAAAGAAGCUACUGGCCACUAAAGCCAUGCUGAAGAAGCCUGUUGUGACAGAGAUUCGAACACCCACAGAUACCUGGAGUGGAUUGGGCUUCUCUAAAUCAAUGCCAGCUGAGGGCAUGAAAGAGCUGCGCAGGGCACACCAUGUGCCAUAUAAACCCAGCAUGAGCACAACGUAUGAGGACCCUCAUCUCUCUGUGUCACUGUCUGGGAGCCAGGAGGGUUUGGGGAAUGACACCAAAUCCGAUAAUUGGGGGGAUUUGAAUGGGAAUGUUAACGUCAAUGGGAACGGACUGUCAGGAAAUUCUGAAUUUUCCCCUGCUAUCAGCAGCCCAAAGAGAAUCAAGAACAAAUCUUGUGAGCAGUAUCUCAGCAGCAGUAAUUAUAUGGACAGUAUCUCUAUGCCUGGCAGUAAUGGCUGCUCUCUCAGCUCCUCUCUCAAAGGAACAGAUCUCCCAGAGCUCUUCAGCAAACUCGGUCUCGGAAAAUAUACAGACAUCUUCCAACAGCAGGAGAUUGAUCUGCAAACAUUUGUUACAUUAACGGAUCCAGACCUGAAGGAACUGGGAAUCACAACAUUUGGUGCUCGCAGGAAAAUGAUACUGGCGAUCUCAGAUCUGAAUAAGAGCAGGAGGAAGCUUUUUGACAUGCCCAACAUUCGCUCCUCCUUCUUAGAAGGCGGGGCCAGCGGUCGCCUGUCGCGCCAAUUCCACUCAGACAUGGCAAGUGUCAGUGGUCGCUGGUGAUCUCUUACCUGCAGGAUUCUGGACCACAAACCACUUCAUACUGGACUCUGGUUGAUAUAGAAAGCCAAAAAGUAAUGCAGAUUCUUGCAGAUCUAAAAAAAAAAAAAAAUGUGUUGGGAUGCCAUUAAGGUUGAUUUUUGUCUGUGCCUAAAAAUAUAUGAAGGGAAUUUAUUCAAUAUUGUUAAGAAUGUUCCACUAAUAUGGUCUUGCAUUUACUCUGGGAGAACAGGCAGAGCACAGAGUUUAAAACUAACCAUACUGUCAGCAAGAGCGCUUCGGUAUUGGUGUCUAGCACUUUAAUCUGUAAACUCUGCUGUUUUUGCCGGUAGGUUGUAUGCAACGUCUUGUCUUUUGUAACGUCGGACUGUCCAGUGUCAAAGCCAAACACGUGCACUUAUUUAGCAGGUAAUUCCAGAUCACACACAAAGAUCAUCACAACCAGCUGAUGCUUAUGUUGUUUACCAGACUGUUAUAUUCAUGUUCAGUGUUUAAUUAUACAUUGGUCAUUGUGGUAUUGUUGUAUUUUAAUACAUUUUAUUUGAUAGUUUCUUUAUGUUUUCAUAUUUUAUGUUAAUCUUUUUAAAAGGCAUUUUCAGUUUACUUUUUUUAUUUUGACUGUUUAUUGUUUAGUCUGUAGUCUGAUUAAUCAGAACGCCUCAUAGUCAUCUCAAACAGAUGUCAGUCAUUAUUUUGGUGUAAAUGAAGUCUCUGGUUUUCCGUAGAAUAACAGAAUGCCA
Molecule: messenger RNA, 3973 nt
Organism: Rhinichthys klamathensis goyatoka
Lineage: Eukaryota; Metazoa; Chordata; Actinopteri; Cypriniformes; Leuciscidae
Gene: bicc1a
Product: BicC family RNA binding protein 1a
Exons: 20
Coding region: 24-3236 (1070 amino acids)
Cellular component (GO): cytoplasm
Molecular function (GO): RNA binding; protein binding
Source: RefSeq, a predicted model, not a curated record